GUCGCUGAAGACGUGUUGACUGUGUUUCGGGUGUGUACGGACGGUGUCUUGUCAGCGGACAUAAACUCAUCAUUCCUCUGAGUAGUUCGUUGAAUUGAAGUUUUGGUGAAAUCAUGUCUACAUCAGGCGAUUUUGGAAAUCCUUUACGUAAAUUUAAGCUUGUCUUUUUAGGAGAACAGAGUGUUGGUAAAACUUCUCUGAUCACAAGGUUCAUGUAUGAUAGCUUUGACAAUACGUAUCAAGCUACAAUAGGUAUAGAUUUCUUAUCAAAGACUAUGUACUUGGAAGACAGAACAGUGAGACUACAGUUAUGGGAUACUGCGGGUCAGGAACGAUUUCGUAGCUUAAUACCCAGCUAUAUCAGAGACUCAACAGUUGCUGUUGUUGUUUAUGAUAUCACAAAUGCAAAUUCUUUUCUUCAAACGUCUAAGUGGAUUGACGAUGUAAGAACAGAGCGAGGUAAUGAUGUUAUCAUUAUGCUAGUUGGAAAUAAAACAGAUUUGGCAGAUAAAAGGCAAGUAACCACAGAAGAAGGUGAAAGGAAAGCUAAGGAACUGAAUGUUAUGUUUAUAGAAACUAGUGCUAAAUCUGGAUACAAUGUAAAACAACUCUUCAGGCGUGUAGCUGCUGCCUUGCCUGGAAUGGAAACACCAGAGAGAACUAAAGAGGAUACUGUUCCUCUGAAGCCUCAGGAACCACCAAAGGAGCCCAAGGAUGAAGAAGGUGGUUGCAUUUGCUAAGCAGUCUGCACUGUCCGAGCUGUAACAUUCCGGACACUGAGGUCUCUUCUGCAUUUGAAGCUUGCGGCAAAUCUGCUGGCAGUAUGUCGCUUGUAUAACAGCAUCAGUACCUAUGCUCUCUGAAUUAGCUGAGACCUUUUUUCUGUUUCAGCGAUAUAACUUAUUUACAGUUUUCAUCUUCAGUAUGUUGUCAUGCAGUGAAUCUUAGCCAUUUUUCAUUCUGCAGUAAUGGAAGAAUUGAACAUAUAGAAACAAAAUAGUUUCUUUAGCGUACUCUUAUUUGCAAUAGGGAUUAACUCUUCAAUUUCUUUGUGCUUUCAUCUCACACAUGAUCAACCAGAAUGUUGGGAAAUUCCAAAGCUGACUAUUUACUUGCCUUCAGUGCACUGACAAGCUAAUCCCUUGGUUUAGAUCUGUGGUAACAAACUCUAACACAAAGUGCUUAUAAAACAUUUAUGUAUAAAGAAAAUAUAGAUCAAGCACAAUUUUCAUGUUUUGUAUUGUGAUGAAAUUUAAUUUUUCUUGCACAUGUGAAUAUGCUUUGGUGAAUUACCCUAGUUUUCACUGAAAUGUGAUAUACAUUGUGAAAUUUAUUGUAUUAAAUGAGAACUAUGUAUCUGCAUGCUGUUAGGUAUAUGCUAAAUUUUUUUGUAAACAUUAUGGAAGUAAAUAUAAAUAUGAAGCCACUUGCCUUAAAAACAUUAAUGCUCGUAUUGAUACUAUCAGAAAUUUUGUAUAAUUUUCCUACCAUUUUGAUAAAUUAUAAUGGUUUAAUAAUUCUAUGUAAAAUAGCCUGCGUAAGUGUGUAUUAGUGUUUAGAUGGAUAUUUAAUUUUUGAUGUAAGUCUUUUAUGCAAAUGUUUUGAUUCUGAGGAUUUUUAAGGAUUUUUAAACUCCUAUUUUGUUCACAUUUAGUUUGAAUGGACAUGUUCUAUUUUAGAAUCUAUAUGGCAUCUUUUUUUUUUUUUUUUUUCUCAUUGUAAUUCUUAUCAAUGCUGUGGUUAAAUGUAAAACCAAAUCUGAUGUGAAUUACUGAUGGGAUGUGUACUAUAACUUUAUUGCUUCUUAAAAUAUGAGGUAGUUGUAUGAUAAAUUUGUCAUGUUGGAUAAUCCAUUUAAACAUUUAUAAAAAUCACGACACCACUUAAGAUUCAUAACAAGAAUGGUGCUAUUAUUAUAAUUAUCAGUUACAGCUGGCUGUUCUAUGUGUAUUGUUAAUGAUAUCUUAUCAAUUCUAACAUAUUCAUUUGAUUUAUAAAAAGUGAGUACAUAUAAAAAACACUGUUUAUAUAUUUUAUUAGAGCUUUACGGAGUAUUAAUUAUUUCGUCGUGCUUGGAUAUAAAAUUUUUGCUCAUUGUAAAUUUCUUAUUUCUCUGUUUGUGAUAUUUAUUUAAGUUGGGAGAUAUUUUCAGUCUGGCAUUAGUUUUAUGGAAGCCUAAUUUUCAUUUAGUAGGCGAUUCAUGUCAUGCGGAAGUCAGGCAACAUUUGUUAUUUGUCAGUUGCUCCAAUCCAGUAUGCAAAAUCUUUCAUGGUCUGAAUUUUCAGAAGGAAAUUUUAAUCCCAGAUUGUCUAAGUGUUUAUAGGUUUAAGUGAAAUUUGAAGGUACUUGGCAUUUUUUAGUGUAGUCAUUUAAAUCUGAAGAUCAAUUUAAUUUCGUUUAUACUAAAAGCGUUUUGACUGUUCGUUCUUGAUAAGAAAAAUGGAAUAAACUGUUUUGCUGGGAAAUUUAUUAUCAUCUGAAGAUUUUUUAAAAAAAGUUUCCACUUUUAUAUACAUGUUUGUUUAUGCUGAUUUUCCCAGCCUAAAUUGAAGCAAAAAAUGUGGUGGGAGGAAAUGUGAAAUUCAUUUUCCCUGCUUAAGCUGCAAUAGCAAACACUUAAUAUGAAAAAUAAUGUUCCCUUUUGAUGAAAUUCGUAAUCGCUUUUUUCCAAAUCUGCCUAUUGGGGAUGGUUACUGACGCACUGAAUUUCCUUUUUAAGUUAUUUUCGUUCUAGAAUUAUAAGCUCUGAUUUUGCUGGACUUUUAGUAACACUUUCAUGCAUAAUACCGAUGUUUUCCACAGACCAGCUGGCUCGAGGACGUGGUUUUGUAAUGUCUGGUGUUGAAUCUGGGUCCUCAAAUUUCUUUAUCAGUCUGCGAACUGUUGUUUCAUUGCGUGCACUUCCACGUCCAAAGAUUGCACGAAACUUCCUAACAGUCUGUGCAUAACACUUUCUAUUCUUGUAACGAGUUUUCACAAUCAAAACUUGCUGCCCCCUUGCAUAAUGUGUCAGGUGUUUUAAGCUGCUGCGGAGCUGCGAAAUUAACUGACAGUGAUAAAAUACUAGUGUUGCCAGGUCAAAUCAAACUCGGCAUUUUUAAGUCAGAAUAUUUGCUUGGAUUAAGUACAUAAAAGUAUGUUCCAUUUUCUGAAAAUAAAGUAUGUUUUAGGUCAUAUUAAAUCCGGUGCUUUUGUUAUUACACCCUGUAUAAUGAGUGCUAGGUACUAAAACUUAUUUAGUACGAUAAUGCUUAAAAAAAUAUAGCUUCGAAAACAGUAGAAUAAGUAUCCAUUCAUUCUUUACUGAUAAUAAAUGCACUACGGCUUUAAAAUUGUUUCUGCUCCUAUAUAAACAUGUGAGCUUCUCUUUUAGUUGAGAAUAUUGAUGCUUAAAUUGUUUUCUUCGUAUUAGAAUACUCUCUUUUAUUGAUUUUUCUGGUAUUAGUGCCUUAUUUGGCACUGUUGAAUCAGCUUCACUAGCUAUGCCAAAUCUUUUGUUAAGAUCCGUGAUAUUCAAGAGAGAUAGUCUAAUUAUCAGCUUCUAUAUAAUCAGCUUACAUUUCCUUUGCUACAUCUCUCAGAUUUCUAUAAACUUUCUGUCUCACUUAGGGCACUUGAAGUUUGCAAUACAAGUGUCCUGUGCGUCGAAAAAGUGAGGUAACCCUAUCAGUAAUUAUAUCAUAAGAUAUAGGCACAAAGUGAACCAGAUGUAAAUUGAAGCAGGGUCAACAAAUCAUACUUGUAUUUGAAUUUUUAGCCUGGAUUGUAAUUUGAUCAGUCAUUAAUGAGCUCAUUUUAAUUGGAAUAUGAGUAUAAAAGACAUAAAAUUAUGAUAUUUAUGAUGUAUUUUCCUUUGUAUAGGAAGAUUUUCAUACAUGUAAAAUCAUGAUGCUUACAUAUAUUUACUGAUAAGAUGUUCUUUGGUCACUUUUGAUCUCGUCUUUGUCAGUCUGUUUCCCUAUAUCGUGUUAAGAUUAAGCGGAGUAAUUUUUUCAAAUCAAAGUUUGUAGUAAUAAACAAAUAUUAAUAAUUAGAAAAUACUUGACUGUCUCACUUUUCUGAAAUCGUUUACCAGUGAUAUAUACGUGCAGAUAGUACACUUGCUGACUUCAGAUGAAGGAUUUGUAAAUUUAGUAAAUGUGUAUUUGUGGAAUAAAAUCUUAAAUUACUCGAUUAACCUCCAACAGGUAUUAGGGAGAAAAGUCAUGUUUUCUUUAACUGAAUAUUUAUUGUUAGAAAUUACUUCAAGACCUUCAGUAUAAGGAUUAUAUUAUAUUUAGUAUUUGUCAUAAGAAGUUGUGUAUUGUAAUAAAUUAUAUUUGUAAACUGG
This is a messenger RNA of Stegodyphus dumicola, 4330 nucleotides long. It is a transcript of the gene Rab6, whose product is annotated as RAS oncogene family member Rab6. Lineage: Eukaryota; Metazoa; Arthropoda; Arachnida; Araneae; Eresidae. The record is from RefSeq and is a predicted model, not a curated record. Gene Ontology annotation, molecular function: GTPase activity; GTP binding.